Messenger RNA from Leptopilina heterotoma, 1842 nucleotides. RefSeq names its product RNA-binding protein squid (gene sqd). The transcript has 9 exons. The coding region runs from base 179 to 1144 and encodes 321 amino acids. NCBI's taxonomy places the organism in Eukaryota, Metazoa, Arthropoda, Insecta, Hymenoptera, Figitidae. Gene Ontology annotation, biological process: regulation of gene expression. The record is from RefSeq and is a predicted model, not a curated record. Gene Ontology annotation, molecular function: RNA binding. Gene Ontology annotation, cellular component: nucleoplasm.
CGUCAUUGUUGAAAACCAGUGCGUCGCAACUCUCCCUCACCCUUCUCCCUUCGAUUGCCGAGCAGUGAGGACGCGAGACAUCUCAAAUAAUAACUUUAAGUGUGUUUUUAAAUAAUUUACCCGCCAAAGAAACAUUCCUAGUGUUUUCCAAUUAAUAAUAAUUCACUAAUAAGAAAAAAUGGCGAAUCAAGAAAAUAAGGAUUUCAGCGAAGACGUCAAUGAAAGUUAUGAACAAAACGGAGAUGGUGAGAACGGCGCCAGGGACGCCGCUGAAAAUGGUCAGGGAGAAUCCCAGGAAGACAGGAAAUUGUUUGUCGGUGCUCUCAGUUGGGAAACUACUGACAAGGAACUUCGUGAGUACUUUAGUAAAUAUGGUGACAUUGAGAGCAUCAAUGUUAAGACAGACCCAAAUACUGGACGAUCAAGAGGAUUUGCCUUUAUUGUCUUCGCUAAAGCUGAAUCUCUCGAUAAGAUUAUGUCAGCAGGCGAUCAUAUGAUCAAUAACAAGAAAGUUGACCCCAAGAAAGCAAAGGCACGACAUGGAAAAAUUUUCGUCGGCGGCCUUUCGACCGAAUUAUCCGAUGAUGAUAUUAAAAAUUUCUUUGGUCAAUUUGGAACCAUCGUCGAAGUUGAAAUGCCCUUCGAUAAGACAAAGAAUCAGAGGAAAGGAUUCUGUUUCAUCACCUUUGAAUCCGAACAAGUUGUCAACAAACUCCUGAAGACUCCUAAGCAAACAAUUAAUGGAAAAGAGGUGGACGUGAAGAAAGCAACGCCAAAACUCGAUGGAAUGGGAGGAAUGAGAGGUGGAAUGAUGCGUGGUCGUGGAGCUAGAGGUGGUCGCGGUGGACGUGGAGGAUUCCAAGGUGGUUGGCAAGGCGGUUAUGGUGGAGGCUAUGGAGGCGGCUACCAGGGCGGAUACGGAGGUGGCUACGACAACUACGGAGGAUACGAUUAUUACGCCGGUGGGUACGGUGGCUACGGCGGCUACGACUACAGUGGCUAUGACGGCUAUGGCUAUGGCGGUGGUAGUUACGAUGGUGGCUACGCAGGUGGGCGCGGUGGUGCACGCGGUAAAGGUGGUGCAGGUUUUGCCGGAAAACAAAGAGGUGGAGGUAGAGGAAACGCCAGGCAUCAGCCUUAUUAAAUGAAUUUGUAAUUCACGAACUCAAUGCAAAUUGCAUUGCGAUCGUUGAAUGUGCCUCAGUAUUCUCAGAUUUACUUCCAAAAAGGAGCAUCAGAGCUUGUCAUUACUGCUCUAUUACUGGAUGAAAAUACGGAUUAAUCUACUUAAAAAAAAACGUCUACUAGGCAAUACUCAAUGAUUUUUUUGGUUACGUCAAUUUCAGGAUUUUCUAUAUGAAAAAUGAAGAAGCAGUUUUCAAGAAAUUUGGCAACACCAAUAAAAAUUUAUUUAAAAUAAGGUUUUUUGAUUACUAUUUAAUAAAAAAAACUACAACAACAAUGAAGGCAAUAUUCAAAAGUUUUUUAAACUUUAAGGAAAGAAAAAUAAAUUUUCGUGAUGAAGAAUGUUUACUUGAGCACAAAAAUUUUCCUUUUUUUAAUCAUAAGAUAAAUCGACUGAUGUCUGCAAUUGAAAAUGUAAAUUAAUUUAAUGAGUCGCGUAAAUAUUGAUGCUUCCGAAAGAAAUAAAUGUACCAUAGUAUGUUUUGGAUGAACUUGUAUUUGUCUCAAGUAUAUUUUUUCCGGGUACGAAAAUCUCGGGACACUCACGUGUAUACGUACACGAAUGCAUUAGAAAUAAGCCUAGGUAUUUAUUAAAAUUAUUAUUUUAUAGGAUUAAUUUGCAAUACCAAAAUAAAAAAUUCAAUGUCGGCUCAAAAA